GGCGCUGAGCUGGGUGCGCGCCGAGCCUCUGCCUCCCGCCGCCUCCUCGCCCUCCAUUCCUCGCUCCCCGUCUUCUCCGGGCCACGCCGCCACUGCUGCCGCCUCCCUGGGAACAGUAGCCGGGGGAGGGGGACUGGCGCGGUCGGAGCCUGAGCGGAGGUGCGGGGCGCCCAGGCGUAGGGGAGCUCGCCGGGCCCUGCCCGAGAUCAGAUAACAGCCGGCGGGGGAGGGGGUGGGCCGGCAGUGCUCACAGCCGGACCCAGGGACCGACGCCAGCCGCCCCGGCCCGAGCGAGCGCCCAGCGGCCGGGGGCGCCGUCCAGGCGCGCGCCCCCGACCCGUGGCUGGACCAGGGCGAUCCGCUUUGCGGACAGACGCGCCCCUCGGCAUGGAGCGCCCCGGGGAGCUGCCCUGAGGCGGUGGCGGCAGCGGCGGCGAUGCAGCCAGCGCGGCAGCUGCCGGGGCCAGGAACGGCCGCCCGGAGCUGGGAGGACGCCGAGCGCGCCGCGCCCGGGCCACUGACCGAGGGUGUUCUAGUGACUGGAUCCUCUCUAGCUGGUGCCUGGGAAAUGGCAGCCACUACUAAUUCAGCCUUGAAGACAGUACCUUGCCCACUCAGCACCAUUACGUAGAAGAUAGAACUCAAGAGGAGCUGCUCUGCCUGGAGCUAGCCUGGGGGCGAGCCAGGGUCCUCCAACCCCCGGGAUGACCGCAGCCAGCCGGGCCAACCCCUACAGCAUUGUGUCAUCGGAGGAGGACGGGCUGCACCUGGUCACCAUGUCAGGCGCCAACGGCUUUGGCAAUGGCAAGGUGCACACGCGGCGCAGGUGCCGCAACCGCUUCGUCAAGAAGAACGGCCAGUGCAACAUUGAGUUCGCCAACAUGGACGAGAAGUCACAGCGCUACCUGGCUGACAUGUUCACCACCUGUGUGGACAUCCGCUGGCGCUACAUGCUGCUCAUCUUCUCGCUGGCCUUCCUUGCCUCCUGGCUGCUGUUCGGCGUCAUCUUCUGGGUCAUCGCUGUGGUACAUGGUGACCUGGAGCCGGCCGAGGGCCGCGGCCGCACGCCCUGUGUGAUGCAGGUGCAUGGCUUCAUGGCGGCCUUCCUCUUCUCCAUCGAGACGCAGACCACCAUUGGCUACGGGCUGCGCUGUGUGACGGAGGAGUGCCCGGUGGCCGUCUUCAUGGUGGUGGCCCAGUCCAUUGUGGGUUGUAUCAUCGACUCCUUCAUGAUCGGUGCCAUCAUGGCCAAGAUGGCGAGGCCCAAGAAGCGGGCGCAGACGCUGCUCUUCAGCCACAACGCCGUGGUGGCCCUGCGUGACGGCAAGCUCUGCCUCAUGUGGCGCGUGGGCAACCUGCGCAAGAGCCACAUCGUGGAGGCCCAUGUGCGCGCGCAGCUCAUCAAGCCGCGGGUCACUGAGGAGGGCGAGUACAUCCCGCUGGACCAGAUCGACAUCGAUGUGGGCUUCGACAAGGGCCUGGACCGCAUCUUUCUCGUGUCGCCCAUCACCAUCCUGCACGAGAUUGACGAGGCCAGCCCGCUGUUCGGCAUCAGCCGGCAGGACCUGGAGACAGACGACUUUGAGAUAGUGGUCAUCCUGGAAGGCAUGGUGGAGGCCACAGCCAUGACCACCCAGGCCCGCAGCUCCUACCUGGCCAAUGAGAUCCUGUGGGGCCACCGCUUCGAGCCCGUGCUCUUUGAGGAGAAGAACCAGUACAAGAUCGACUACUCGCACUUCCACAAGACCUAUGAGGUACCCUCUACGCCUCGCUGCAGCGCGAAGGAUCUGGUGGAGAAUAAGUUCCUGCUGCCUAGUGCCAACUCCUUCUGCUACGAGAACGAACUGGCCUUCCUGAGCCGUGACGAGGAGGAUGAGGCAGAUGGAGACCAGGACGGCCGAAGCCGGGACGGCCUCAGCCCCCAGGCCAGGCAUGACUUUGACAGACUCCAGGCUGGCAGCGGGGCCCUGGAGCAGCGGCCCUACAGAAGGGAGUCAGAGAUCUGAGCCAGCCUUGGCCAACAUGCAGCAUCCACCCCCAGCCGGGGAGAGGCCCCGCCAUCGCUCAGGGGCCCCGGGUUUGAGCAGAACGGGCCUGGUGCCCUGGGUUGCAGACUCAGUAGCGUUUUAGUCGUUUUAUGUUUCUUUGCAACAGCCUCAGAAGGUUGGCCGGAGGGGGGCAGCCAGAGUGGCAGCCCCCGGCCUCAGAGGCUAUCGCAGGCUCAGGGCAAAGAAGUGGCCUCCUGGGGGGCCAGGCCACGGGGGCCAGGGCUUCUGCCUGAAGAUGGAGCUGCAGCCUGUGGGGAAGCAGCUCAGCUCAAUGGUGGGCCCAGCCUCUGCUGUCCAAGGCUGUUUGGCUGCGGUGCUCCUUGCUGGUUUUUAACUUGGGGAGAAACACCGGGUUUCAGCUUUCUUGACCUUAGCUUGGGUGAGACUGUUUACAAAAAAAAAAAAAAAAAAAAAAUUACCAUGCAAUUGAAAAAAAUUUUUUAAUUCAUAGGGGGCGAAAAGAACAAUUAGAAUUCCAUGGGUCUGCCAGGAUGCAGCAGCUGGCUGGAGGCUCCAGGGGGUUCCCCGAGGUGGGACUGGCCUCUCCCUGUGUGUGUGGGCACCGCAGUGCCUGGGCAAGCAGGGUGCUCCGGGACCGCACUUCGUCGAGCUCACGAACCAACUAGGCUCUGUUUGUGAUAGAAAAAUCAAGACCAUGUUAAUGAUAAUAAUAAAAGCUUUCUACUGUCACUGGGGUGGUGGGUGGGGGCUGGGAAGAAACUGGUUUGAGCUUUUGGAGUUUGACUUUGUACCUUAGAGAUGCGUCUCAGGGCCAGGCAUGGGACCUACCAUCCAGGGUUCCUCCCCCGACCCUCGAUUUUCCUGGUUUGCUUCUCUCUCCAUUUCUGUCCAGGCCUCCACCCCUUCCACAGCGAGGGGUGGUUAGGAGCCACAGGCCGGGAUGGCUCCUUGGAAGGGAAGUCGGGAUCCCAGGCUAGGAGGAAGCUGGCAGCCCCGUCCCCACUGGGCCCACAGUGUGAGUCGUGCCUUAGAGACUCCGGGUUGUCCUGUUCUUUCUGGGCUCGCUCGUCUCCCCAACCCUGUCCCACCCCUCCCCGCCCAUACCUCCACUGCUGAAUUUCCUCCAGCCCCUCUGUCUGCCUUGUGAAGGUGGCAGGGGCCAGGUCUGUCUGACAUAGGACCACGUCGUGUCCCUCCCUCACCUGGAGCAGCACAGCAGAGUCCAGGCAGGGCACAGCCAGGCCCUGGUCAGCGCUGAAUGGCAGAGGAAAGAUCUUAGGAAAGGGGAGGAAUCAUCACCCCCUCCCAUCAACUGGGAUGACUGGGGAGUGCCACGCUCAUUCAAAGCUGAAUCAGAAACCAGCCACGGAACAGAAUUCCUGCCAAGGCUUCCGGGGCUGCUCCUCCACCACCCUCCCCCAGGUCGAGGCACUGUGGCACCCUCAUCAGGAAGAGGUUUGGGGUCCCCUUGUUGUCACCGCUGGCUCUGCCACUCCAUCUUGUUCACGGUAGCUGGUUGGGUCAGGUCCGUGAUGGAGCCAAGCCCUUCCUAGGACCGUGGAGAAAAUCUGCUCCCUAGUCAGACCUCUCCAGAAGCUGGUAAUCAGAAAGGAUGUGUCUCCUGCUCCAACUCUGCCCCAGAGACAGCUCAGAGCCAGAAGGCACCAAGGACUCUGGCCCAAGUGGGGAAGCUGAGGCAGAGAGCAGAAGGGGUCAUGCAGUGAGCAGGUGGGGUGUGGGAGGCAGAGAGGGGCCGGGGGCCUGGGGUGGGGGCGUCUGCCUCUUCCCUCCACCUCCUCCGCUCCUCAGCGGCUGAAGACUCAGCCCUGAGGUCUAGGGCCAUGGAAAUGAAGACACCCAACACCUAUACCCUGGAGUAGGCCCGACUCAGCAUCCUGCCCCAGCUUCAGCCCCACACUCAUUUCUGGCAUAGAAGAUUCCGUCGAGACAGCUCUUUCCUCUCGGGAUCUGCCGGGGGUGCCUCAGCCGGUUCCUGCUCCCAGGCCUGGCCCCGAAGCCUGAGGGGCUUUCUCAGCCUUAGCCCUGGGUGCUGGGGUGAAGUUGGCAGGGGAGAGCUUGACCCUUCACCUCCCUGAUGGCCAUGCUGAGGGACAGUGAUGACCCUGGUCACUUGGUGCUGGUGUAGGGGCCUGUGCCCUUCCAGGGCCAGUGAGCCAACCUUCUCCUCCCCUGACCCAGAGUUGAGUCCAGGGGCCCCAGGCCCACCCCCUGGCCCUCUUGGAGGUGUGUGCCCUUGCCUCCCAGCCCCCACCCUGCGGGAGAGCAGCCCCAGCACCUCGUCUCCCCAAAGGCAGGCAGAUGCUUGAUUCUCCUGCCCUCUUUCUUCCUUCCCCUGUAUUUAUUUAUUUAUUUAUUGCUUGUGCUGAAGACCAAAAUAGUCUCCCUCUUUAGUGCACUUGAAGCGGGAGGGCGGAUGGGACGAGCCAGGAGCGAGGAAGACUUGGCCCCUGGGGAGUGUGUGUGUGGAGGCAUGUGCCCGUGUGAGCCUGCAUGCAUACAUGUGUGGCGCACACAUGCACACUCGGCUCUUCACGUGUAUGACUGGGUCAGUAAUACAGAUAUGUGAUCUCUACGUGUGUGUGUGUAUGCAGGUGGUUUUGUGUCUGUCUACCCACAGGUGUGUCCGUGUGGAAGUUUCCUGUGAGGGUGGGCACCUACCCAUGAGGGUGGGCACUGGGACAGUUGAACCCCAUGGUCCCCAACCCUCUGCCCUGAUUACGCACGUCUGCGCCUGAGCGGAGCUUGUGUUCCAGGAUGAGGCACCUGGAGGUGAGCGUGUGCAUCCGGCUUGUGUGUGUGCCCAUGUGAACCCAUGUACUUGAGUGUGUGUCUGUGUGCAGCCUGUGCCUGCUGCUUAGAGCACGGUGGCCGCCCCCUGAGCCUCUGCUGGUGCUGUGCUGCCUGGUCCCCGCCCAGAGGGUCCUGGGGGCGGGGAGGAGCCACUGUUGGGAGGCCCCUGUACAGGGUGUCUGCCCUGCGUGAGGUCAUAGAAUGUCAAAUUAUUUUAAAUGGUGAAACUGGAGAAUUUUCAUGUUAUUUUCAAUACAUAGCAGUAUCUAAAGACGUAGGCGAUGAGACUAGACCACAUUAAAUGCAUUUUGAUCUCUUUGAGG
This is a messenger RNA of Rhinopithecus roxellana (golden snub-nosed monkey), 5143 nucleotides long. RefSeq names its product potassium inwardly rectifying channel subfamily J member 12 (gene KCNJ12). Gene Ontology annotation, molecular function: inward rectifier potassium channel activity. Bases 705 to 2006 code for a protein of 433 amino acids. Lineage: Eukaryota; Metazoa; Chordata; Mammalia; Primates; Cercopithecidae. Gene Ontology annotation, cellular component: plasma membrane. The record is from RefSeq and is a predicted model, not a curated record. Gene Ontology annotation, biological process: potassium ion import across plasma membrane; regulation of monoatomic ion transmembrane transport. The transcript has 3 exons.